Molecule: messenger RNA, 1183 nt
Organism: Moneuplotes crassus
Lineage: Eukaryota; Ciliophora; Spirotrichea; Euplotida; Euplotidae
Source: the annotation of a GenBank genome assembly
UACAAAAUGGCUUAUACUGCAUUCCAAGGCAAACCCACUUCUCCAGUUGGGCAUGAACAUACCAUUAGAGCAAAGGAGCUAAAACUUUACAGUGUUCUAAAUUCUUCUAUCCUGAAGGAGAGUAGAUUAAAAAUACGUAUAAAUCAGAUAAGAAUUCAAAGCUUGAGAAUUUCUAAUGAAUCUCUGGAGCAGGUGAAUAUGCUAAAAAGUUAUAAUAAGAUUAGAUUUACUGUGAAUAAAAUGAAAAGGUUGUACGUUGGAUAUAAGGGAAAGUCAAACCCGAACCAAAUCUCAGAAUUUAUCCGGUCAUGAUUUCCAAAGAGAUUAGAUGAAUGGGUAGUUCAUGGAAAAAACCAAAUGGUAUCUACCACAAUUCCUUCCUCAAUCCUAUACAAAAAUCUAAGCUUUACUCUAAGCAAUGUUUUGUUUACCCGCCUAAAAUUCAAAAGAGAAGAUGUUCCAAAAAUCAUCUUUUUCGGAAGACAUAUCCCUUUAAUAGAAUUCUCCCUCUGCGAAAUCCUUGAUAUCAACUACCCCAAAGCAAUGUUGUCUCACACCCAAAACCCCAAUGGAGAACUACUUCUUCCAUCCCGAUCAAGCUUCAAGCGCAAGCACCUCACCUUCGUUAGGUGCUUUCUCAGAAAUAAUCAUCCUUCAGGCAUGGAAUCUGAUGCCAUCUGCAGCAUCAUUACUGGACUGCUCAAAUCAGUCUUCAAGGACUCCUUGAACGAAGUCAAUUUCAAAGGUGUUAACCAGCUUAGCGACAGGAACAGAAUGCUGCAGUCAUUAGAGUUUGACAGAGUUAGUGUGGAAUGAAAGAAGCAUCAAGUGAAGUUUAAGUUUUUAUAAGAGAUUAGUUCAAGGAAUUUUGAAAGCUAAGAAGGACCUUAAAAUAUCCAUUAGAGGUUUAAAUAUUCGAAAGACAGCUGUUUAAUUUUCACUACGAAUAAAAGUAAAGUCACCAUUCAGUAUAAUCCACGAAAAGGAUAAUUUCAGACUCAAUAAUAGGUACUUGGAAGAUAGUCAAGUUGGAAAUCAGCGGGAUUCUUUAUGAUUUUUAUUGGGUAUAUUAAACCCCUUCUUCAAAGAUCAUUCUCAAACUAAGCUAAAUUUUCAUACAAUCAAAUUGGAUCUAAUAUUUUUAUGUAAGCUCUCUUUGUAUCGUAUUUUGGCUAAAAUUAAC